AUGGCACUUUCAUAUUCUUCAAACAAACUUCUCCUCUUUUCACUCUUCUGCUUCAUAUCCAUCGUCGGAUUCAAUCUCAAAGCCGUCAUCGCCUAUUCCAACACGGCCAAUCCUUCGGCAACCUGCAAUACGAAUCUCAGAACCAUUCUUCCUCCACCAUAUUCUGAUCUCUCCAGCCUAUCUUGCUCCCACAUUUGGCAACAGAAGUUUUCCUUCAGUUUUUACCAGGACGGUCAGAACGUGACGACGAUCGUUUUAUCAGGGAAGAAUAAUCACCAAUGGAUUGGAAUUGGAUUCUCUCGAAAUGGGAGUAUGGUGGGAUCGAGCGCUAUGGUGGCGUGGGUGGAACCAAAUGGCGUCUCUGGAAUAAGGCAAUACCAUUUAGAAGGCAAAAACAUGUCUAAAGUCAUACCUGACAAAGGCGAUUUGAAAUUCACCACUGCAAGACCUGUAGUUGUUGCUCAUGGAGAUUUACUCUACAUCGCUUUCCAGCUCCAAUUCGCCGCUUCCCUGGCUUUCCAACCCAUUUUAUUGGCAAUCGGCUCUGCAAAUCCCUACAAAAAUGGCUCCCUCCCAAAACAUAUCAACAGCACUACCACCUUCAUCGAGUUCUCCUCAGGUCACCAUCUAACAUCCCAUCCAAUGAGCCCCGACGAUCUGAGAAAAUACCAUGGAGUCACGGCGGUAAUCGGUUGGGGCACUGUGACACCGGCGGGGUUGUUAGUCGCUAGAUACUUUCGACACUUGGAACCGUCGUGGUACUACAUUCAUUCUUCGGUACAGUUCGUUGGAUUCUUCAUUGGAAUUGUAUCUAUCUCUAUAGGACGCACUUUGUACCAAAAACUCGGCGCCGUCUUCGUAGCACACAAAUUCUUGGGCUACACUGUGUUUUGCCUUGCAGGUCUCGAGGUAUGUCAGUUCAUUGGAAGGCCAUCAAGUGACUCUAAACGCCGACAGUAUUGGAACUUUGCUCACUAUUGGGUGGGGAGAAUUGCAAUGGUAUUGGGACUUUUGAACAUUUUCGUCGGAUUCCAUGGAGUUGUCGCCCAUGAUCGGUUGAUGAGGAUAGGGUUUGGAAUUUUGUUUGUAGCUCUGUUGACGACAAUGAUCUUUCUCGAAGUUCGAAGGCGAAGAGAAAACCUAAUACCGGAAACCAUGAUUGAUCAACCGCCGGUGUUUCAAGUGAUCGAUAAAUCGUUAACGACUGGACAUAGAAAAAGCGUUUCUUGAAGGUGAAUAGCAAAGAUGGAUUUUGGAUAAUUUAUAUAUAUAGAAACACUAUAUAUUGUUAAUACUUUGUAGUUUAUGUAUAUAUAAAAUGUGAAGUGACUUUGGUUGUCCAAAAUGUGUGUGAAUUCAACGUAGCAAAUGGUAGAAGGUUCGAUUUUUAAAUUUUGUAAUACUUUUUUGUUCUAUCUAAUCAAAUAAUUCACAACCACAAA
Molecule: messenger RNA, 1442 nt
Organism: Cucumis melo (muskmelon)
Lineage: Eukaryota; Viridiplantae; Streptophyta; Magnoliopsida; Cucurbitales; Cucurbitaceae
Product: cytochrome b561 and DOMON domain-containing protein At3g61750-like
Exons: 4
Coding region: 1-1230 (409 amino acids)
Source: RefSeq, a predicted model, not a curated record